Lutzomyia longipalpis is the source of this 2657-nucleotide messenger RNA. RefSeq lists its product as uncharacterized. Lineage: Eukaryota; Metazoa; Arthropoda; Insecta; Diptera; Psychodidae. The transcript is spliced from 6 exons. Bases 427 to 1329 code for a protein of 300 amino acids. Gene Ontology annotation, biological process: carbohydrate metabolic process. Gene Ontology annotation, molecular function: carbohydrate binding; isomerase activity. The record is from RefSeq and is a predicted model, not a curated record.
GGCCAUUUUUGCUCACUCGCGCCAGCCAUUUGGAAUGGCGUUGGUGCAAGCGGGACAACCGCAUGGAAAGUGAAUAACGUUUGCUUUUCCCUCUUGAGAAAUGAAAAAUUGCCCGUGAGCCCCGCGAGAGUGUGUUGCAUGUUGCGAAGGAGUGUCAAAAGGCGAGUGCAAGUGUGAGAGGCACACAAUAGGGCACAUCCAAAGAGAUUUUUCUUUCGGCCAGCAAUAGUGCGAGUUCCCACCUUGGAAGUCCUCUUUCACCCGUUUUUUCCACACGUACCCCGUGCUUUAGUGCAAAAGUUAAUUGUCGGUGUAUCCGUGGGUAAUUGGGUGAGGCAAUUUGGGUGGCAUUGAGGGUGAUUUGGGUGGAAAACUUUGGAUUUCUCUCCUCGGGUGUUGUAAAAGUGUCGUUUGUGUUUAUUUGAAAUGGCUGCCACGAGUGUGGUUGUUCUGGAUAGGGGAAAUAAUACGACUUGCACCAUUAAUUUACAUGGGGCAACUGUGGUGUCUUGGCGGGUGAACAAUCAGGAACAAUUGUUCGUAAGCAAAUUGGCGGUUUUCGAUGGCAAAAAAGCAAUUAGAGGAGGAAUUCCAUUUGUAUUUCCACAAUUUGGUCAGUGGACUUUUGGGCCACAGCAUGGAUUUGCCAGGAUCACGCGAUGGGCACUCGAGAGGGCGCCCGAAAGACUCCCCACAGGCGAUGUUGAGGCUGUUUUUAGUCUCAUGGACAACGAAUUCACACGAUCAAUGUGGAAUUAUCCCUUCCGGAUCACUUAUCGUUUGAUUUUGCGCGAGAAGGAACUUCAUUUCCACAUUGGGGUCUACAAUCCAAGCAAAGAUCUCACCUUCUCGUUCAAUAUGCUCCUGCACACGUACUUGAAGGUGCCAGAUGUGCGACGUUGCCAAAUAACUGGUCUCCAUGGUUGUACAUUUAUCGAUAAGACACGUGAUAAUGCCAUUUACCAGGAAGGACGCGACGUGGUGACCAUCAAUGAGUGGACAGAUCGCAUUUAUCAGCACACACCGCAGGAGCACAUUAUAACGAAUGUGGUAUCCGGAAGGAAGAUGCGUGUGCAGAAAUACAAUUUCCCCGAUACAGUUAUCUGGAAUCCGUGGAUGGAGAAGGCGCGUGAGACUCCGGAUUUUGGGGAUGAUGAAUAUCCGAAUAUGCUGUGCGUAGAGUCUGGGCAUGUUUCCAGUCCCGUGAUCUUACUACCGGGCACCGCAUUCGAAGCCAGUCAAGUACUCCAGGUGAGUUUUGUAAAUGGCGUCUCGGGAAAACGACGCAGCAAAAAGAAUCAGAAUGCAAACAACGUGGACUUCAGGUAAUCUUCCUGGCAGCAACAAUUAUAUCUUCCUGAAAUCCUCUCGUGGCAAUUUUCACAGUGAAUUCCCUUUUUUUUGAUUUCCUUCUUCGUUUUCUUUUCAAAUUGAGAGGAUUUCCCGCCACUUGCACUGAAUGACAAGUGUUAUCUGUCAAUGUCAAAAUUAUGACAGAAGAGCAAUUAAUUGUUUACUUAAACUUUGCAUUUUUACAACACAAAAAAAUCUGUAAUAAAAAUCUUUUUAAGGAUUCCAAAAUGGACAUUUAAGUGGAUUUCUUUAAUGUAAAUAAAAUAUUUUUAGGGAAUAUUUUUUAAAGAAAAAAAAAUGGCUUAAAUAUAAAUAAAUUAGUUUCUGUGGUAAGUUAUAAUUUUGUUAAGUUUUUUUUUUUCUCCAACUACUUUUUUCCUCAUUUUUAUUUACCACAAUUAUUUAGAAACUUUAUUUCUCGUAGUUUUUUUUUAUAAUUUUUAUUUUGUUGUAAAUAAUGGAAAUGAGAAUUUCUUUCUCUAUACGAUAUACAGAAUUUUUUAAAAGAAAGAAUUAAAUGAGAAAUUUUUUGAAUAAAAAUUAAAAAAAAAACUUACAUAAAUGUACUAUAAUUAAAAAAAAAAAUAAUAAUAAUGGUGAAAAAUAUAAUAAUAAUGGUGAAAAAAAUACAAUGAAUAUUGAAAAAUUUUCUGUCCAAUGUAUACGAUUAGUGAGUUAUAAAAAAAAGAAAUCAAUUAAUACGAAAAAAGGGAGAUAAUACUACGAAGGAAGUAAAUUAAGUAAAUGUCUAGAAUGGUGAAAAGAUGGAAAAUAAGAGGCUGUAAGUGCGGAAAAUUUGUUGACACAACACAUUAAGAAUUUUUUUUUUGUAAAAGGUAUCGUCAUUCCAAAGAAUUUUAUUUAGCAUUGAUAUUAAUUCUCUUGAGCCCCACGAUUUUUCUGCUUUUCAUACGACCUCUGCGGGAUAUUUUUCUUCCAUAUUUAAAAUAAUAAAUAAUUAUCAGUUUUGUUCCCAGGAAAAAUUUUUGAUAUUGAUCUUAAGAUGGAAGAUUUUUUUAAAAUAUAUUUUUGGGGAUUUAUUUUAGUGCUACAGGUUUUUAUUAUUUGUUGCUCAGUGAUUAAACGUUCCAUGUCCUUUAUUGAUUUUCUUAUUAUAUGUAGAAUUUUCAAAGGAAUUGAGGGAAAUAUAGAGUGGCUGCAGAAGCCACAUGACGCAGAUUUUUCUCAAAAAUAUCUAAAUGUAGCAAUAAAUUUUUGAUCAUAAGACGCGCCAAUUCAUGAUAAACUGUAUUUCAUUAUAUAGAAAUGAUGGUGCAAUAAUAAAAUUUAUGAAAAUUUCGGCA